AUGUGCCUUGCUUACGUAAACGAUGAUGAUGAGCGUUCUGCUGUGUUUAAUACGGUACUUGCCACCGUAAAAUUGCAGCAUCUGCCACAACUUGCAAUCGGUAUACGCAAGGAGAGGGAUGAUGCACUCACCUCUACCUACGACUGUCGCAUUCUCCCUCAAUCACUCUUCGGGUCUCAUCACAUACUCUUUCAGCUCGAGUUUAACGAUGGAGUUAGCUGGCUUCUCAAAGUCCCAGCCAAUGGCUACCCCAAUUCGUUCGAUGAAAUGUCUGCCCUUUCACUAAGGUCGGAAGCGUUAACAAUGCGUUUACUCAAGCGAGAGACGACAGUUCCCGUUCCAGAAGUUUAUCACUUCGAGGACUCCUGUGAUAAUAAACUUUCCUGUCCAUUUAUCCUUAUGGAAUAUGUCGCUGGGCUCCCUUUAUACGAAGUUUGGUUCAACCAAAGUCUUACCCCGGAUGAUCUCGAGCGACACCGGCUCCAAACCCUUCGCGAUAUUGCACAAGCCAUGACACAACUAAACAAAUAUGUAUUCUCUCAAGGUGGUGCGAUCCAUUUUGACCAGGAUGGCGAGCCGUCACAUGUCAGGUCGUUUAGAAAGUUACAUAUAGGAGCAAUGCUUGACGCUCUUCGCACAAAUGACGAAUACGAUGGUGCUAAUAUCUUCGUAACCGCCGGUCCUUUUACUUGCUCAAAAUCAUAUUUCACAUAUAUGCUUGAGAAACGAAAACCCGCCGCGGACGAAGACGAAUAUAGCCUAGGGCUCUACAAAUUGCUACAGUUGUUCAUUGACUUGGCCCUUGCCGAUACCGAUGCUCAACAACAAGAAAAAGGAUUUGUCCUGUCUCAUCCUGAUUUUGAUAUACAAAAUAUCAUAGUCUCUGAGGAUGGAAGGCUACGUGGGUUGAUUGACUGGGAUGGCGUGGUUACCGUGCCUAGAUGCGUGGGGAAUGAACGAUACCCAAGCUGGUUAACCCGGGACUGGGACCCGAUGAAGUACGCAUACGAUGAAAACGCAACACCGGGGCCAGAUAGCCCUAAUAAUUAUGAAAACUCGCCUACCGAACUCAACCACUACCGAGAAAUAUAUCAAGGGAUCAUGAAGAAUGUUUUGCAAGAUAAACCGGCCAAGCAAAUAACGUCUAGAUCACUGUUAUUGGAAAAUUUAGCUAUUGCUGCUGACAACCCUGUUUCCUUUCACUCUAUCGUUGAGAGAGUUUUUGAGGAAGCUAAGGCGAAGACAGCUAAAGACGACGAUGAUGACGAUACCUUCUAUACCUAUGAAGUGGCUACUGCAUAUGCUACGGGGAAACUAAGUGAAUCUCAUCGGGAGCGGGUCCUUCGAGGAUUUCAAGCUCUCUUAUCAUGA
This is a messenger RNA of Nannizzia gypsea CBS 118893, 1371 nucleotides long. Its product is annotated as serine/threonine protein kinase. Lineage: Eukaryota; Fungi; Ascomycota; Eurotiomycetes; Onygenales; Arthrodermataceae. Bases 1 to 1371 code for a protein of 456 amino acids. The record is from RefSeq and is a predicted model, not a curated record. The transcript is spliced from 2 exons.